AUGCCUCAACAAAAGACAUCCCCACUCAAGACCUACUUCGACGAGCUUGAAGAAACGAAUGGUGAUGAUGAAUGCAGGAAAUGGUUAGACAGUCUUUUCGACGCACGAGCCGAACUAGCAACAUUUGUCGCUACGCGCCGAGGAGGGGGAACCGGAACAUAUGUUGAAUUUCUCAAAGGCUCCUUCAACUUCAGCUUCCGCUACACCUUCAGCGAUGGACGACCGGACACCAUUAUUCGGUUCCCCAAGCCGGGACACACUGCUAUAGCGUACCGAGAUGAAAAGGUUACGAAUGAAGUUCAAUUCAUGGAAUACCUCCGCCAACACACCGAUAUCCCGAUCCCCCGUAUUCACAGCUGGGGCUUAACCGCCGAUAGUCCACAUAACCUUGGCCCAUUCAUCAUCAUGGACUAUGUCACCGGAACCCUCCUAUCAACCAUCUUGAAACAGCCGGAUGAAGAAGACUUGUACCUAAACCCGAAAAUUGACAACACACUCUUAGACAACAUCUACUAUCAAAUCGCCCGCUACCUACUCCAACUCUCCCACCUGACAUUCCCCAAAAUCGGAGCUAUCUCGAAAGACAACACAUCCAACACAUGGCACGUCCCCAACCGGCCCCUAACAUACAACAUGAACGAGCUAGUCACUGUCUCCGGCUACCCUGUUGACAAAUGGCCAAACGCGCCCUUUGACCGCUCCAGCGAAUACCUCGCCUCCCUUGCAAACGAGCAUCUGACCCAUCUUCACACUCAGCGCAACAUCGCCGAUAAUCCCGACAUCGCUCAAGACCGAUUCAUCGCCCGCCAUCGCUUCAAACAACUCAUCACAAAGUACUACCCAACAGAAAACGAACCAUUCAUACUCUUCUGCGACGACAUGCGACCUUCCAAUAUGCUCAUAGACCCAGACACCCACCGCAUCUCCGCCGUUCUGGACUUCGAAUUCACCAACGCCAUGCCGGCGGCGUUCAGCUAUGAUCCGCCCUGGUGGCUAUUACUUUCUGGACCGGAAGUGUGA
Aspergillus tubingensis is the source of this 1020-nucleotide messenger RNA. Its product is annotated as phosphotransferase family protein. Lineage: Eukaryota; Fungi; Ascomycota; Eurotiomycetes; Eurotiales; Aspergillaceae. The transcript has a single exon. The record is from RefSeq and is a predicted model, not a curated record. Bases 1 to 1020 code for a protein of 339 amino acids.